GCCUGAUUGGUUGCCUUAUCAUGUCUUGGAAUUGGCGGACGACAACGCAGCCACAACGCCGUAGUUCGCAUUUUUGCAGCCCUUGUCGUUCAUGUCAACGGAAAAAGGCAACCAACCAUCCACUUUGUCAGCUGAUAGAGGUCACGUCCAUCUCGAGACACCGACAAAAACGGAACGAGGGAAAAAAACACAGCACAUACCCCUACGACACGGCAUGCAGAACGUACUUUCCGACGGCGCCGCAUAGAUUAAUUUGCUGCAAGUCCGCGUCCUCUCACCUCUAAGCUGCCGGCCGCAGCAGCGGAAUUCUUGCCACCCGCAGCUCGGCUCAGCAGACGCUGCACUCCUCAGUGGUCAGCAUCGGGAGCUGCCAUCGCGAGGAGGGCGCCAUUGGCGGCCACCCUCCCACUCACCAGCUCGCGGUUGGGUAGCAGCGCCAAGUGGUAGAGAAAGAUAUCUAUCGUCGGCAGGCAGGUACUUUCCGAGAUAAAGGGUGUAAGGCCAAGGUGAGGCGAGGGCCAGGUCGGUGUGUGUGUUCUGCUUGUGCUGCCUUGCGACGUGUCGGGCCUUGUUGGGCCGCUCGUCUGGCGUCUCGGCGGCUUGAUGACAAGCAGAGAGCCCCGGCUGGCGGCUCCUCCUCACCUCUCUGCCCACCACGACGCCGACUGCCUUGACCUGAUCAGCCCGGAUCGGGCGCAGCAAGCCAUCGACUCGACCACAGAGCGUGUACCUCGGAGCGCGUGGCACUGCCGGUUCUCCAAAUCACGGGACGCUGCUCCUUGCUUUGGCCAGAGAUCCCCGUCUUUCCUCAACCGAAGUGGGAAGCCUGCAGGCCGGCGACUGCGGUGCCGUUUCGGUUGGCAGUAACAUACUAUGAGCCGCUCAGAACAUACCAUGUGGGACAGGACUGGGGAAAGCAUGUGCGACCAGCCAGAAGAAGAAAAAGAAGAAGGACAAGAGCAUCAGCAGCAGCAGCAGCAGCAGCAGCAGCCUCUGCUCGAGGGUUCUGCGGCCGCCAACGCCGACAGGCCGCCACCCCUAGUCGAGCAGAGGCGCUUGCCAGGAGCGGGCCCUGUGAGGUCACAGCCUUGGCCGCAGCCCCAGCCGCAACCACAACGACAGCCGCAGCACCAUUAUCAGCAACAGCACCCGCUGCCGCCGCAGAGACAGGGCCACAAUGUGUUUACACCCGCCAGGCGGCCCCCCACCGGUCCAGCUGCCGGAAGACUACCCCCGCGUGGUCCCGCGCCGCGCCCACCAGCUGGUAUUCCGAGGGCCUUUGAGACGCCACUUGACUCGCGCUUCGCCCUUGUCGAGAAGCCGAAGCGCUUUUUCACCGUCGGACGCAUCUUCAAGACGGUCUGGUUCGAGCCAGGCGGCACCGCCCUGGCCGGCACGCCUGGGUCGCUCGGCCCCGGGCAGCAGCAACGGCAGGAUGUCGACUAUGCGCAGGCUUGCCCGGCGUUCCACUCGGAGAAGCCGCACGCAAAGUUCCGGUGGUUCGUCGUAGUGCGGCGGCGCCUGCACCACUCGCUCUGCUUCUCCAUCACCACCUCCAACAACGGCCGCAACAGCAACAACGGUGGCGGCAACAUCCCCGGCGGCCCGCGGCAGGGUGUGCGGGGAAGGCCGAGGGACUUUGUGGUGCUGUACUCGGCGGCGGCGGCGGCGGCUGGGACGAGCGGCGAGGCGCCGACGGGGCCGACGCCCAGGCCGCCCUCGCCCAUGGAGGGCGAGGGCAUUGACAGGGCCCCGCUCGGGGUCAUCAUCGAAGACGGGGCGCAGGCCAUCUCGCCGCUAGCGCGGCUCGACUGCGGGCGCAUCUACACAGUCGAGGACAACGUCAAGGUCAUGAAGAUUGGGCGCAUCCAUACGGACGGGCUAAAGAAGCUGGACGAGUACUUCAGGGAGUCGGUCAGCUGAGCAUAUGCAUUGUGGGCCGUUGAUGUUGUUGGCUAAAAGCCAGGUGACGGAACUGGAGGCAUCAAAUUUGUUGGAGGCGUUUGUGAUUUGUGGCAACGGCGGUUGGUUGGGCCCUUGUAAUUUCCCCGUGUUUCUGUGCAGUUCUUCCUUCUGCUGGCCCAACUCUAACCAAAGACAGAGACAAUCAAAUGCUAUUAACUGCACAGA
Gaeumannomyces tritici R3-111a-1 is the source of this 2130-nucleotide messenger RNA. RefSeq lists its product as hypothetical. The coding region runs from base 874 to 1923 and encodes 349 amino acids. NCBI's taxonomy places the organism in Eukaryota, Fungi, Ascomycota, Sordariomycetes, Magnaporthales, Magnaporthaceae. The record is from RefSeq and is a predicted model, not a curated record. The transcript is spliced from 3 exons.